AUGGCCAGAGCUUAUUUCGCGUCCAAUCCCUCCACAUCCACCACGACGACCUGUCUAGCUAGCUCUGCCCAGACUUGCACUACGACCACCACCCUACCCUCCGCCGCGUCGCCGCCCCCGCCAACUCCCUACAACUUCGCGCGCCUCGUCGGCUCCUCCUCUUCGUACCCCAAGGCCGAGGACCACGGCGACUCCAGGUUCAAGAGGUUGCCAAUGCCUCUCGAGCUCGCCAUCUCGUCGCGGGCGCAUUGGCUCAGUCGGGUCCGGUCAUGUCUCCGCCUGCUCAUCAUCGUCCUGAGCGGCGCAGUCGUCUGCAUGCUCAUGCACACGUUUGAGAUCUACCGCGGCAAUCGCUACAUCGACCUGCGCAAAGGAGAACUGCCCAUGGUCUGGCCUGCCCAUACCAACCUGGCGCCGACCAUCAUCCUCUUCGCCAUUGCCGCCGGCAACUUCCUCGCCUCGGUCGCCAUCCUCACCCUCUCCUUCAAGCGCUCCUUCCGCCGGCCCUUCCGCUCGCGCGACGUCUACCGCAUCGUCGCUGGCAGCUUUGGCGUCAUCAUGUGGAUCACAGCGCUGGUCGUCUUCAACCUCUUGGACAAGGCUAGCAAGGCAAGCUUGGGAAGAUACUCGUGCACCAACGCGAAUGUCUUGACCAACGGCCGCUACCAAUACCGCGCCGUCUGUGAAGAGCAGGGUGUCGCAUUCUACACCGCCAUUGGCGCAGCCUCCGCAGAGCUUCUCACACUCAUCACUCUCGCCAUCUCCGCCAUCCUGUCCGUCAAGAAUCAGGAACCACCCCCGACCAUACAGAUUCGCGAGAAGAACAACUCGAUAAGCUCCGGCUCAAAGUACCACAAGCCUUUAAAACGAUAA
This is a messenger RNA of Alternaria ethzedia, 873 nucleotides long. RefSeq lists its product as uncharacterized. The record is from RefSeq and is a predicted model, not a curated record. The coding region runs from base 1 to 873 and encodes 290 amino acids. NCBI's taxonomy places the organism in Eukaryota, Fungi, Ascomycota, Dothideomycetes, Pleosporales, Pleosporaceae. The transcript is spliced from 2 exons.